UUGCCUUCACUCGCGCGGGGUACCGGCCACGCCCACCUGUGGAGCCGCGUUUGUCCCUUGGUGAUAAUGGGGAUUGUUGCGUGUGGUAACUGGGCUCUGACAGGUUCGUGCGCGGCCGGCAGCCGGUUUCGCUCUGAUCUCUCUGAAUAUGACGGCGCCUCGCGCGCUGCGCAGCGCGCCUCCUGGCCGCUCCGAGAGUCCCCUGUGUUUCGGGUGCUUCGCUGGGAUCCUUUCGAUGGCUCUAGUGCUCCUGCUACCCAUAUUCUCAGCAUGUCCACCUCCACCCAAGAUCUGCAAUGGGCAUCUCAUCAGAGGACAUGCAGCUCCCUGUGUCCCUGGGAUGACAGUCACCUACACUUGUGACCCAGGCUACCUGUUGGUGGGAAAGGCCUUCAUUUUCUGUACACACCAGGGAACCUGGAGCCAAUUUGAUCAGGAUUGCAAAGCAAUGAUACAGAUGAAAAAUCUAAAGAAGGGAUUAUCCACUUACAUCCUCAAGAAAGCAACCAUCUUCAUCCUCAAACUCUACAAACAAAUCAGGAAAAUAGCAGAUCCUGCUUCGUGGCCAGAGAGCGCAUCUAUGCUUGGGGAACCAGGACGCCUCCACGCUCCACCGAGCCAGGCCCCAAGCUCCACGAGGAUAGAAGCUCCUUUAUGUGAGGCCUUGCCCUGUGUUUCUCUUCAUCUGGCUGUUAACUUUCCUGUAUUAUUGUCCAGAUGGUCUCAACACCAUGUCACCAUCUCAAAGCUGUGUUCUUGAUGCAGGCUCUGCAUCAGGGAAUGCAUCUUGAUGCAGGGAGCUGAGAAGGCAGGUGGAACUGACAUUCCAAGGACAGGAGGGGGUGAGGAUCCUCCUAUAGCUGCGGCCCAGCUCUCUGGUCAUCUGGUGGUCACCUCUUCUCGAGCAUCUUCCUCAACAGGAACCAUUGUUUUUACCCCCUUACUUCACUCAAAGCCUUGACUCUUGAGUUCAGUUCCUGUCGGACCUUGGGAAGUUCACUGCCAGCACUCUCCCUUUGAACUCAGUCACUAAAAUAAUAUCAAAGCUUGCAGUGCGUCAUUUAAUAAAGUUUUCUGUGCAGACAGUUGUUGCUUAUUCCUUUUAGACACAAAUCUCAUUGUAUUUCUAGUGUCUAAAAUUAUUAAAACCAAAAUCUCUCAGAACUUUCCCAGCAUUUGGUAAAUCCAUGGGGUAGCAAUGGCUUAAGACAUGUUAAAUGCACUUGACAGCAAAACCCAUAAAUUUCAUUCAGUUUUUAAUAGGUAUUUAUUAUGCACAGGCCUAGAACUGUCUCAGCAGUGGAGAUACAGAACACUUUGUCCCUCCCUCGUGGAACUGGACCAGAAACACAGGUAAUUAGGCUCAGAAUCUUUCAAAUGGAGCUUCAACUGGGUCAAAUCAAACUAAGUUCAUGAAAUCAAUAUGAAAGUCUUCAAUUACAUUAAGAACGGCUUGAUGAACCCUAGGUGUAGAAAUUUCACUGGUUGAAAGAAAGUUCCAGUAAAACCCCAAUCACUGAUCUAAUGUAGUCCUUGAAAUUAGGAAACCAAACACUAGCCAUAUUUCUUUCCCUAUGUCUUAAGUUUUCUCAUGAGAAAAAUGUUAAUUCUAAGCUUAGAAAUAGAUGGAAAGUGUUUUUGAGGAUUAUUGAGGUGUAACUGACAUGUAACAUUGUGUACAGAUGGUGUUAGAGAACAAUAGAUACCACAUUUUCAUAAGUAAGUGCCAACCCUGUGCCACAAACAUUUCCAAAAUAUCACAACUAUAAGAAUUAACAGAUCUGUCACAACUGUAAGAAUUCAGACAAUUCCCACUCAAUGUAUUUCCUUUCACUGUCUCCUUAAUGACAUCUCCUUCAAUUAAAUGUCACCACAGUGUCUGAACUCUAAACUUUCAUUCACCUCCAUAUUAGUGUUUUUCUUCAGUGCUCUGCCAAGAUUUCAAACGUUGUGUUGGUUUGAGAUGAAGAGGGAAUUUCUUAGCUUGUUUAGCCCAGAACACCUUUAGCACACCCUGGAUAUAAAAUUGUUUAAAGUUUUGUUAGUUCUAGUGGGUGUAUUUGAGAUUUAUAUGGACAGAUACCAUUUCCUCACCAUUCUUGCAUAUCUUAACCCUAUGGGACACAUGCGGUAUCCUCAACAUUCUAUAAACAAAAUAGCAGUUGAUACAGGUUGGAUUUUUAGAAUUUUUUCUUUAACUUAGUCCAAGAGUAACACACGAGUCAAUGUGGAAAACAAAAAAAACACAAAGAAAAUGAAGUAUCCAUAAUCCUAUCAACCAUUAGUUAACUUUGGUGUAUUUCCAACUAAUCUAUUUUAUAUUUAUCAAUAUACUUUUAUUCUAAUAAAAGGAAUGCCAGCAAUAGUGACUUUGAGACUUUUUUUCCAAUUACAAAUAUAUCAUUUCUCACAUUGGUAUUUCUUGUCAUGUCUUGCUUGCAUAGAACUUCAUCCCAUAAAGCCACCUAUCAAAAAUUCCUUAUACUUCUCCCAGACACUUAGAUUUCUAUUUUUGCAAAGUUCUUUGUUCACAUCUUUGAUGAUUUCUUUGGGAUAAAUAAAUGGAACAGUUGGAAUAAAAGUCAUAUCCAUUUAAAACCUUUAACAUCUGUAAAAGUUACGUUAAAAAUUAAAUGUCCGAGGGUGCUGGUCCUCCCAUACCUUUACUCAUAUUGGUUGUUGAUAUCUUGAUUCUUUGCCAACGAAAAGGAAAAUGUCCACUCCUUGAGUUUGCUUUUAUUACUGAUCAUGUUUCUUUCUUUUUCUUAUAGUCCUACAGGGUUUCUCACAAGUCUUCAAAUACAUCUCGUUCUUAACUUUCCAGCACUGAGACCUUGUUUCACCAGGGAAGUUCUCCUCCUUACCGAUUUCUACCCAUCCCAACAUUAAUGGCAUCUUUGUCCUUAAUGUUUGUCACGCAGGCAUUAUUUCCUCUUAAGGAAAACGUGUACUUGCUCAAGGGCAAGGGCCCCUUGGAGUUGAGACUCAAUAUGUAAAUGACCUGGUGCUGUUUAAUAAUUGACGCGGCCAGGAGUCCUCUCAGGGGAGGAAUGAGACUAAUUUCCAUUAGGGGUUGGGAGGGCAGUGGCAAACCUUCUUUGGGAUUCUGAAACACAGCAGGGCAGGCCUUGAGGGGGUCACGGAAAUCACGCGUGGCACUGAGCAGGGGCCCAGGCAGUCCUGACAGUCUGGGGGACCCCAGGACAAACCUGGUCCCCGAGGGCCGCUAGCCCCGCGCUGACCCGCUGCCUGGCUCUAGGUUUUUGUUCUCAGAUCGAUGCUUUUUGUUCUUCAAUCCAGAGCUCCGGAACAGGGACAAUGAUGACCUCGUCAGCUCUGGUUUCCUUCCCACCCUUCCGGAGGUGGGGCGGUGCCUACGAACGCUGAGGUGAACUCGCCCUUUCCAGCCAGCCGCCUCUGGGCUUCCGGGAAGGUUUAUGGGGAGCGCGGCCUCACAAGGCCCGGCCCAAGUGGGAGGAGCCCGAGGUGCGACUUCCCCUCAACCUCCUG
Manis pentadactyla (Chinese pangolin) is the source of this 3510-nucleotide messenger RNA. Its product is annotated as complement receptor type 2-like. The transcript has 5 exons. Lineage: Eukaryota; Metazoa; Chordata; Mammalia; Pholidota; Manidae. Bases 149 to 760 code for a protein of 203 amino acids. The record is from RefSeq and is a predicted model, not a curated record.